Messenger RNA from Pararge aegeria (speckled wood butterfly), 5382 nucleotides. It is a transcript of the gene Pfas, whose product is annotated as phosphoribosylformylglycinamidine synthase. Gene Ontology annotation, biological process: 'de novo' IMP biosynthetic process. Lineage: Eukaryota; Metazoa; Arthropoda; Insecta; Lepidoptera; Nymphalidae. The record is from RefSeq and is a predicted model, not a curated record. Gene Ontology annotation, molecular function: phosphoribosylformylglycinamidine synthase activity. The transcript is spliced from 23 exons. The coding region runs from base 268 to 4275 and encodes 1335 amino acids.
GGCAAUUAUUACAAUAUAUUUAGUUCGUAAAGUAAACAACUGUUAAAACAAUCCACUGGACUGUGCAAGACCGUGGAUAACUUAAAUAAGUUUAUAUCUAUGUUAUUGUUGCGUAAGAUAUUGUUAUUUUCAUUUAUUUUCGCUAAUCGUCAACAAUGAGAUAAUAUGCCUCGAUCUUUGACAUUGAUGCAAGAUAUCAAUUUGUGAAACACAAAUACCCUAUUGAAAUCGACAUUCUUUUGUCAGUCUAUUGUAAUAAUUUGAACCAUGUGCAUAUUACGAUUUUUUACACGCGAAGCAUUUAGUGCUCAUAGGACUAAGGAAAUACUUGCAAAGUUAAAACUUGUUGAUGUCAACGUGCAAGACCUGUCAACAGAGGUGUGCUACCAUGUGGAACUUGCUGAGGGUUGUGAUUAUCUGAACAUCAACCAAAUAAAGAUACUUCAGUGGCUGCUCAGCUCUCCACUGCAGCCUCACGCACUAAGGAAUGAAUCUAUGUACAAACUUAUAAAUGAUGAUCAAAUUAUCAUAGAGAUUGGUCCUAGAUUCAAUUUCUCAACUGCUGAUUCAAGUAAUUCAGUUCAAAUCUGUGAAAGUGUUGGUCUUCAUGAUGUGGUGCGUCUUGAGGUUUCCACAAGAUUUCUCAUUACAUUUAACCAAGCCAAGAGUGUUAGCAAAAAACUCUUCGAUGACCUGGCUGCACCAUUGCAUGAUAGGAUGACACAGUGUAUAUAUACUACAGAGAAUUUGCCCCGCAAAAGUUUUAAUGAGGGUUUACCUAAGGAUUUGGAACCCUGGUUUGUUGUACCAUUACAAAAAGAGGGUAUGGCAGCUAUGGAACAAGUCAAUAAUAAGUUAGGUUUGGCUUUUGACACCUGGGAUAUGCAGUUUUAUAUGGAUCUGUUUGUAAAUAAGCUCAAAAGGGAUCCAACUAGUGUUGAGUUAUUUGACCUUGCUCAAAGUAAUAGUGAACAUUCGAGGCAUUGGUUCUUUAAGGGAAAAAUUAUUUUAGAUGGCAAAGAAAUAGAUGAAUCACUGAUUGAUAUGGUUGCUUCUACUCAGAAGACCUCCAAUGAUAACAAUGUUAUAAAAUUUGGAGACAACAGUAGUGCAAUAAGAGGUUUUGAACACACAAAGAUCAUGCCAAGCGAUGUGAAAGUACCAUCUUUAAUGGUUCCACAAGUGACACAAUCAGAUAUAAUAUUUACGGCCGAGACUCAUAACAUGCCUACUGCUGUUGCCCCGUUCAGUGGAGCCACCACAGGCACUGGUGGACGUAUCAGAGACGUCCAGGGAGUAGGUCGCGGUGGUCAUACAGUUGCUGGAACAGCGGGAUACAGUGUUGGCAAUCUGUCAAUUCCUGGAUAUGAUUUACCUUGGGAAGACAAGAGCUGGAAGUACCCGAAUAAUUUUGCUAAUCCUCUGCAGAUUAUAAUUGAUGCUAGCAAUGGUGCUUCAGAUUAUGGCAAUAAAUUUGGGGAGCCUCUUAUCUCAGGCUUUGUGCAAUCUUACGGUUUAAAGAAUGGUGAUAAUAAAAGAGAGGAAUUUGUCAAGCCUAUUAUGUUUAGUGGAGGGAUUGGGUAUAUGCCUCAUGCCAUGAUCAAAAAGAACAAGCCAGACAAAGGAAUGUUGCUUGUGAAGAUUGGCGGCCCGGUGUAUCGUAUCGGCGUGGGAGGCGGAGCCGCUUCCUCGGUUGCUGUUCAAGGUGGUGAUUCAAGAGAUCACGCUCUUGAUUUUGGAGCCGUCCAGAGAGGUGAUGCGGAAAUGGGAAAUCGUCUUAAUAGAGCAGUCAGAGGUUGCUUAGAAGCUGAAGUUAAUCCCAUCGAAUCUAUUCAUGACCAAGGCGCUGGCGGUAAUGGUAACGUGUUGAAGGAGUUAGUGGAACCUGAAGGGGCUGUGGUUUUCACGGAGGAGUUUCAACUAGGAGAUCCUACCAUCACAACAUUAGAGCUGUGGGGUGCUGAGUACCAGGAGAAUAAUGCUUUGCUCUGUACCAAAGAAAAUAGGACUAUUCUCGAAGAAAUAUGUCGUCGGGAAAGAUGCCCCGUAUCAUUCGUUGGCGAAGUGACUGGCGACGGAUUUAUGAGUCUCAUAGAGGAUAAGUACAAGGAAAACUAUUUGGACAACGCGGGUAGACUUAAGCCAGAGACGAAAUCCAAACUACCCUAUGAUUUACAUUUGGAAGCUGUUCUAGGUAACAUGCCACGUAAGACUUUCGAUUUAAAACGAGAUAAGAGAACCAAACUGCCUCUCGCCUUGCCUAGUGGCGUUACUGUAGAAAAGGCACUGAACCGCGUCUUGAGACUGGUUAAUGUCGCUAGCAAGAGGUAUUUGACAAACAAGGUAGACCGUUGUGUCACAGGUCUAGUAGCCCAGCAGCAAUGCGUAGGGCCCCUUCAUACCCCACUGGCCGAUUUUGCGAUCAUAGCAUUAUCGUUUUACGAAUUGGUUGGAUCCGCAACGUCUAUCGGCACGCAAAACAUCAAGGGUCUAUUAGACCCCGCAGCGGGAGCAAGGUUGUCCCUCGGCGAAGCUCUCACUAAUUUGGUAUUCGCCGGAAUUACCGAGUUGGAAGACGUAAAAUGUUCCGGAAACUGGAUGUGGCCAGGCAAGACUGGAGCGGAGGGAGCUUCUCUAGUCGUGGCUUGCGACGCGCUUUGUGGUGCCAUGAGGGAAUUGGGCGUGGCUAUCGACGGCGGCAAAGACUCUCUCUCCAUGUGCGCUAGUGUAGAGGGAGAAGCUGUACAAUCACCCGGAACGUUAGUGGUGUCUACGUACGCGCCUUGUCCUGAUAUUACCGUAAAAGUCGAACCCACUCUUCUCGUCGAAGGCGCCGCGCUUGUCCAUGUGCCGGUUACUCCAGGAAAAUACAGACUUGGGGGAUCUGCCCUAGCACAAUGUUACAAACAGUUGGGAGAUAGUCCACCAGAUCUAGACGAUCCUAAAGUGUUGAAGUCUUUGUUCAAGGUCACACAGAGACUGCUAAAAGAAAAAAAAUUGCUGUCUGGCCACGAUAUAAGCGAAGGAGGUUUUAUAACAACCGUUCUGGAAAUGGGUAUUGGAGGUGUACGUGGUCUGGAAUUGGAUUUGAGAGUAGAAAAUAAUGUAUCUGCUAUAGAGGCAUUACUUAAUGAAGAACUGGGCAUCGUCAUAGAAGUAGCACAGAGUAAUUUGGAUUAUGUCCUAAACGAAUACAAUAAACAGGGUGUUAAGGCUAAACUUGUUGGCAGAAGUGGAAAAUAUGGCAUGAACUCUGAGGUGGUAGUAAAGAUUAACGGGGAAUCGGUGUUGGACACAAAAUUGAUAAACGUCUACAAAAUUUGGGAAGAAACCAGUUAUCAAUUAGAACGCCUGCAAGCUAACUCCGAUUGCAUCAGGCAGGAGUGGAAUGGUCUCGGCGGUCGAAAAGGAGCUACAUACAACGUCACGUUUGAUCCCUCAGCAGCUGUUGUGAAAUCAAAAUCUGUUAGAGUGGCUGUACUUAGGGAAGAAGGAAUAAACGGUGACCGCGAGAUGAUUGCUUCCUUGAUGAUGGCGAACUUCGAAGUUUAUGACGUCACCAUGAGCGAUCUGCAAGCCAAAAAAAUCACGCUUGAUGCAUUCCAGGGAUUGGUUUUCCCAGGCGGUUUCAGCUACGCCGAUACCUUAGGUUCAGCUAAAGGUUGGGCCGCUGGAAUUCUCUUCUCGGAAUCUCUGAGCACACAGUUCGCUAACUUUAAAAGCAGAAAUGAUACGUUCUCUUUGGGCGUUUGUAACGGAUGCCAGUUGAUGGCGCUGUUAGGUUGGAUCGAUGCAGAAGAGACUAAACAAGUGAUGAAGACUCAAAUAUUCCUUGACCACAAUCAAUCUGAAAGAUUUGAAUGUCGCUGGUCGGCUGUGAAGAUCAACGAAAGGGCUACCGAAGAUGUUUGGUUCCGCGGAAUGGGUGGUAGUGUGCUUGGAGUUUGGGUGGCCCACGGUGAAGGAAGAUUCACCGUUUCCGACCAACAAAUACUCAGUAAGCUGCGCAUGAACGGUCAGGUCGCGAUGCAAUAUGUUGAUGAUGAUGGAUUACCCACGGAGAUCUAUCCGAUGAAUCCAAAUGGAAGCCCAGAGGGGCUAGCCGGCGUAAGGUCCAGAGAUGGACGGCACAUAGCAAUGAUGCCUCACCCCGAGCGCUGCGUGUUGCGCUGGCAGUGUGCCUCGCCCGCACCGCAAGCCGCAACUCCCGCCAACCACGCCUCGCCCUGGCUGAGACUGUUCCACAACGCAUAUGUCUGGGCUUCACAACAAUAAACUUUAUUUUUACAAUUAGCGGCCGCGUCAUAACAAAAAAAACAUCACUGUAUUAUCUAUGCCUACCUUUCUUCCAUUGCCUAAAGCUAUAUACCUCGCUUUCUGAGUCCAAGACCAUCCAUGGGUUCAAUUCCUAGAAGGCACUUUUGAUGCAUGCAUGUUUUUUUUUCCUUUUGUAAACGAUGGUGAUAAUUUUUCAAUUCGUUAACUUAAAAUUAAAGCUACAUGGGUUACAAACGUGCCUCGUCUAAGCUAGCUUUUAUUUAUCAUCAUCUGAAUAUGUCAGAAUACAAACACCAGAGAAUAGGGUGUUUGUUUCUGGUAAGAAAUAACUACAAUUUUAUUUGACUCGAUACAUCUUCUGGUGGGUUAGACUGCUGACCCAUUAGCCAAAUAGUUUUCAGCGGACUGUCUGCUAGAAGAGUCUAAACUGCAAAUUGGAAUGUACGACUUCUGCCGACUGGAUCUAAUUUUACAUGUACGUUUACUCCGUAGUCAGAUCGGCCUGACGGAAUGUACGUAAUUUUUUUUCAAAGACAGGUUUUUAACAAAUGAGCGACAAGCAAAAAAACUAAUGAUACCACCCCAAAAAUAUAAAGAAUUGUCAUUAAUUGAAAGUAAAAGAUUUUUUAUAACUAUAAAUUUAUAUUUAAGCAUGUAUGAAUUAUAGUAAAUAAGCACAACAUAUUCACAUACAAGAUAAGCAUUCCAGCUUUAAUAAAAAAUCUCGAAUUAUUGUUAUACAAUGUGAUACCCAUUAUAAAAUAUGAGCAGUGGUAUUUUUGAUACUAUAAUAUUAUAGGAGCAUAGAUAGAUAUUGAUGUUAUGUCAUCAUCUUUAAUUAAGAAAACAUGCAUUUACAUAGAUUGGUUUUUGAAAAUAUAAUCAAAUUUUUAGUUGUACAAUAAAACUCAAAGUGCCUUACUAUGUUUUUAUUUUUAAUGAAUAUUACUAACAAAAAUCAUAUUCAAAUCCUAUUAUAUAGGUUUCUUGAUUGGGUUACGAAUAAUAUUAUUUAGUUGAUGAAGAUUUAUUCAGUAUACAAGAUUUCUAAUAGCAUUUGAAUAUGGUAGUAUUUGUUAAAAUGUAGUUUAGGUACAUAUUUAC